This is a messenger RNA of Drosophila ficusphila, 6065 nucleotides long. RefSeq names its product glutamate receptor ionotropic, NMDA 2B (gene Nmdar2). The record is from RefSeq and is a predicted model, not a curated record. Lineage: Eukaryota; Metazoa; Arthropoda; Insecta; Diptera; Drosophilidae. The transcript has 10 exons. Gene Ontology annotation, biological process: monoatomic ion transport; synaptic transmission, glutamatergic; modulation of chemical synaptic transmission. Gene Ontology annotation, cellular component: plasma membrane; postsynaptic membrane. The coding region runs from base 251 to 3046 and encodes 931 amino acids. Gene Ontology annotation, molecular function: transmitter-gated monoatomic ion channel activity involved in regulation of postsynaptic membrane potential; NMDA glutamate receptor activity.
CCUGCCGCUGCUCCUGCCAGCCAGCUGCCACGCCCUCCGACUGACCAACGGGGGCGGCAGCCUGAGCAAGGGCGGGGCGGCCAACAAGGAGCAGCUCAACAUCGGCCUGAUCGCCCCGCACACGAACUUCGGGAAGCGCGAGUACCUGCGCAGCAUCAACAACGCGGUCACCGGCCUGACGAAGACGCGGGGUGCCAAGCUGACCUUCCUCAAGGACUACUCCUUCGAGCAGAAGAACAUCCACUUCGACAUGAUGUCGUUGACGCCCAGUCCGACAGCCAUCCUGAGCACCCUGUGCAAGGAGUUCCUGCGCGUGAACGUGUCGGCCAUCCUGUACAUGAUGAACAACGAGCAGUUCGGACACAGCACGGCCUCCGCGCAGUACUUCCUCCAGCUGGCCGGCUACCUGGGCAUCCCGGUGAUCUCGUGGAACGCGGACAACUCGGGUCUGGAGCGGCGGGCCUCCCAGUCGACGCUGCAGCUGCAGCUGGCGCCGAGCAUCGAGCACCAGAGCGCCGCCAUGCUGAGCAUCCUGGAGCGCUACAAGUGGCACCAGUUCUCGGUGGUCACCUCGCAGAUAGCCGGCCACGACGACUUCGUGCAGGCGGUCCGGGAGCGCGUGGCCGAGAUGCAGGAGCACUUCAAGUUCACCAUCCUCAACUCGAUCGUGGUCACGCGGACCAGCGACCUCAUGGAGCUGGUCAACAGCGAGGCCCGCGUGAUGCUGCUCUACGCCACGCAGACGGAGGCCAUCACCAUCCUGCGCGCCGCCGAGGAGAUGAAGCUCACCGGCGAGAACUACGUCUGGGUGGUCAGCCAGUCGGUCAUCGAGAAGAAGGACGCCCACUCCCAGUUCCCCGUCGGGAUGCUCGGCGUCCACUUCGACACCUCCAGCGCGGCGCUGAUGAACGAGAUCUCCAACGCCAUCAAGAUCUACAGCUACGGCGUGGAGGCCUAUCUGACGGACCCGGCCAACCGCGACCGCCGCCUCACCACCCAGGCGCUCUCUUGCGAGGACGAAGGACGCGGUCGCUGGGACAACGGAGAAACCUUCUUCAAGUACUUGCGCAAUGUGUCCAUCGAGGGGGACUUGAACAAGCCGAACAUCGAGUUCACGGCAGACGGAGACCUGCGCUCCGCGGAGCUCAAGAUCAUGAACCUCCGGCCGAGCGCCAACAACAAGAACCUCGUGUGGGAGGAGAUUGGAGUGUGGAAGUCCUGGGAGACGCAGAAGCUGGACAUCCGCGACAUUGCGUGGCCCGGCAACUCGCACGCCCCGCCCCAGGGCGUGCCGGAGAAGUUCCAUUUGAAGAUCACAUUCCUCGAAGAGGCACCCUAUAUCAAUCUGUCGCCCGCGGACCCGGUGAGUGGCAAGUGCCUGAUGGACCGCGGUGUGCUCUGCCGGGUGGCGGCCGACCACGAGAUGGCCGCCGACAUCGACGUGGGCCAGGCACACCGCAACGAGUCCUUCUACCAGUGCUGCAGCGGCUUCUGCAUCGACCUGCUCGAGAAGUUCGCCGAGGAGCUGGGCUUCACCUACGAGCUGGUGCGGGUCGAAGAUGGUAAAUGGGGUACCCUCGAGAAUGGCAAGUGGAACGGCCUGAUCGCCGACCUGGUCAACCGCAAGACGGACAUGGUCCUCACCUCGCUGAUGAUCAACACGGAGCGCGAGGCGGUGGUCGACUUCUCCGAGCCGUUCAUGGAGACCGGCAUCGCCAUCGUGGUGGCCAAGCGCACGGGCAUCAUCUCGCCCACCGCCUUCCUGGAGCCGUUCGACACGGCUUCCUGGAUGCUGGUGGGCAUCGUGGCCAUCCAGGCGGCAACCUUCAUGAUCUUCCUCUUCGAGUGGCUCUCGCCCAGCGGCUACGACAUGAAGCUGUACCUGCAGAACACCAACGUGACCCCGUACCGCUUCUCCCUGUUCCGCACCUACUGGCUGGUGUGGGCCGUGCUCUUCCAGGCCGCCGUCCACGUGGACUCGCCGCGCGGCUUCACCUCGCGGUUCAUGACCAACGUGUGGGCCCUCUUCGCCGUCGUGUUCCUUGCCAUAUACACUGCCAACCUGGCCGCCUUCAUGAUAACCAGGGAGGAGUUCCACGAGUUCAGCGGUCUCAACGACAGCCGUCUGGUACACCCCUUCUCCCAUAAGCCCUCCUUCAAGUUCGGCACCAUCCCGUACAGCCACACGGACUCGACCAUCCACAAGUACUUCAACGUGAUGCACAACUACAUGCGGCAGUACAACAAGACCAGCGUCGCCGACGGAGUGGCCGCCGUGCUCAACGGCAACUUGGACUCCUUCAUCUACGACGGCACUGUGCUGGACUACCUAGUCGCCCAGGACGAGGACUGCCGGCUCAUGACCGUCGGCAGCUGGUAUGCCAUGACGGGCUACGGACUGGCAUUCAGCCGCAACUCCAAGUACGUGCAGAUGUUCAACAAGCGCCUGCUCGAGUUCCGGGCGAACGGGGACCUGGAGCGACUGCGACGCUACUGGAUGACGGGCACGUGCCGGCCGGGCAAGCAGGAGCACAAGUCCUCGGACCCGCUGGCCCUCGAGCAGUUCCUGUCCGCCUUCCUGCUCCUAAUGGCCGGCAUCCUGCUGGCGGCCCUGCUGCUGCUGCUGGAGCACGUCUACUUCAAGUACAUCCGCAAGCGGCUGGCCAAGAAGGACGGCGGCCACUGCUGCGCGCUCAUCUCGCUGUCGAUGGGCAAGUCGCUCACCUUCCGCGGCGCCGUCUUCGAGGCCACCGAGAUCCUCAAGAAGCACCGCUGCAACGACCCCAUUUGCGACACGCACCUCUGGAAGGUCAAGCACGAGCUGGACAUGUCCCGCCUGCGUGUCCGCCAGCUGGAGAAGGUCAUGGACAAGCACGGCAUCAAGGCGCCGCAGCUGAGACUGGCGUCCUCCUCGGAUCUGCUGAACCACCAUCAUCUCAAGGAGCGGCCGCCGCUGCUGGGCAACCUGAGUCUCGCCGCCAGUGCCCAAGAUCUAUACAGGUGGUCGUAUAAGACGGAAAUCGCCGAGAUGGAGACGGUGCUCUGAAGCGUCUGGAGCGGAAAGUUAAGCUGCUACGUUUUCGAACUAACUGAAGUCAGAGUGCAAUCCUAGACCGAGUUUGUCUAAUCAAAAUCAACGUUUCAAAUAAUAUGUAAAUUGAAAGCUUUCGACAGAGAGAUACGAGUAACGGCAAACAAACCCAAGCGCCUCACGAGAAUCAACCGCACACACUCGAAAAUCGAGAAACUUAAACGACGAGAAACCCAGAUUUCAAGAUUGUAUAAAGUUAAACUUAAUGUAACAGUAAAGCAACAGUUAAACUAAAAAGAACACGGGAAACGUAAAAACUGAAAAGCAACCGCCGCACGAGUAUUUCAUAACAUAAGUUUUAAAGAAGGUCGAGGAUUAGAAGAAGAGAAACAAGCUAGGGAGAUCAACCGUUACAUUUUUGACGUUUGAACUGUUAACCGUUAACACAAGGCAGGGGAAAGACGAUGAGUAGUUCUAACCCAGAGAUGGGUAUGUUUGUAUUUAAUCCGUUUGAUUGUUUGUGAUUGUUUUUUCCUUUGUUAACUUUUUUUUCGGAUAGUAAAUAUUUACGAAAUCAUACUCAAGUAAGCGUAUGGAAGGGUUACAAACAUGCAGGAUGAGGACAGAACGAGGCGUAGUUGCCACGCCCAUUAUUAAAUAUACACAUUAACAGAUUUAUAUGUAUUUACCUUGCUAUGAUUACGACGAUAUAAAUGUUAUUGCAUAUACACGUACAUAUAUAUAUACAUUUAAAGAACAAAACAAGAAAUAUUUACAUAUUAAUAUACAUGUAUGUACUUAUAUUUUUUUUCUGGUUUUCUGAUUUUGAUAAACAAAUUGCUUGUGUGCCGCUAACAAAAACAAAGAAAAAACACCAACAAGAAUUAGAAGCAAGGCCGAAAACGAAAAUUGCAUCUCGCUAGGAGAUAACCACACGACUACGAGGCUUCAAUUUAGUUGCUCCCUUCUGUUAGCUGGUCAACUGUUUGCCAGCGUUCUUGUAUUUCUUUUACCUUCACUUCAAUUUCGCUUGCACGCCGAAGAAUAAUCCUUUCGUUUAAGCCCCCAACAUCCUUCUCCUAUCCAGAAGACAUACAAAUGAGAAUUUGACUUACUAGUAGUUCGACUCUCUUGCAUUUGGCCUAAAGUUAAUGCAGUCAUUCUCUCUUUCUCCCUCUCUUUCUCUCUCUCUCUCUCUCUCCCACAAAUUCCACAUCCAAAUGAUGUUUGCAAACAACAAUUUAGUAUUAAAACAGUGGGCGAGAGGAGGCAGAACAAGGACGAGCAGCUAGAAGAGAGGGGAAGGAAGGAGAAAACAAACCACCACACAUCAUCACACCAUCCCCCAACCCCCCCUUCCCCCCGCUCACACUUACACACUUGCCUAACUAGAAAGAGAUAAAAAAAAGUAUUUAUAAAUGUGCAUUGUUGUUGUGGCGCGCAAAACAUGCUUAAAUCAGAAUAAAAGUAAACUCGAAAUCGAAUUAAAUAUGUAAAAAGUUUAAACGAUGAAACGCAUCAACUUAAAACGCGACUUAAAAAAUGAACUUAACGAAGAACCAGAGGAGAUGUGUUGUGUUGGUAUUUGUUUAUGUGUGUCUUCUAAGUGUUUAGCGAGGAUAACGAAUACCCUAAGCAAGCGCAAAAUGUAAAUGUAACGAACAAAAUUUAACAAUCACUCUUAAGUCGGUAUGACAAACUAAUCCAACGUUAAAACAAAAAAAAAACACUAGUACAGCAACCAAACUCACACGGCCUUUCGGCUGUGUGUGUGCUUCUUAGAUACUCUUUUCGUUAAAUGCUAAAUUUUUUCAAUUAAACCGUUGAUGGGUUCCCGUAAAGCUCCCACCCACUCAAUGUUUAAAACGACGAGAGAGGUGCGAGACGGCGAAGGCAACGACAACGACAACACAGCACUUUCAGUAACUAGAACAACACUCGACUAACGGACUUGACAGGAUAUCAGCGAGAGCGAAUACAAAGACAAGCAACAAGAACAAUGUUAACAGAAAAGCAUAAAAACAAAGGAACUUAUUGAGUUUUAUUUGCAAAAGAGUGAUUUUUUGUAGUGAAAAUAUUUUAUACACAAGUUAUGGAUGAUUCGAGCGUGGGAAAUAGCGAAAUGUUAAUUAUUACGUAUAUGUAUAUAUUUUUUAAGAGAAGUUGUUCAGAAUAUUAUACGAGUACUACCAAACAAAACGAGUCGAAAAAUGAAAAAUGAAGCUGAGGCCAAAGGAAACGCAUUAUGAAACUGGAAAAUGAUGUUGCAGACAACAAUGUAGUAUUAAUUCAGUGGGCAAAGAAAAGCAGGACGUGGAAGCAAAAGGAAGAGCGGAAGAGCAAAGGGAAAACCAAACCUUUACGGACAAAUUAAAACAAGUAAAACAAGUUAACAUUACAUUAUAUAAGUAGUUAGUAAUUUAAAACUAAACCCAAAGAAAAUAAGCUAAACAUCACGACAAAUGAUACUAAAAGCAAACAAAAAAAAUGUUUAUGUAUACAAAAAGAUGUUUUUUUUUUAAUAUUAUUAAUGUUAUUAAGUUACAAGUGCGAAAAACGAGCGAAAACAUUCACGCUGUCCAGACACUAACGCAAACACGCCCAAAGGCGUAUACACGAAUAACGAGUGCAUUUUGUUAGGUGUUAAAGAUAAAAAGCCAAAAGAAAUCCGAAGAAACAUUAACAUAAAUUGAAAUCGAAUCAAUUUUUAAACGCAAUGAUAUCUCCACGAACAUAACGAAUUGAGCAUAAGCCGCCGGUGAAUUUGAAUCUAAACUGAAUCUAAAAUAAGCGAAAUAAGUGAGCGCCCUCACCUGUCCACACCAAAGCAAAGGAGAAAGCUGGACGGCACGACGGCUGAUUGUACUUCAAGUUACUAACACGACACAAUUUUUAAAUCACUGAUUGAGCAAAGGAGCGUUUCACGUACAUCAACUAAAUGGAAUAUGCGUACAUUGUUGUGGUAGUUACAGAUGGCGAGGAGUAACACGUAAAUUAUAAUAUAAACAAACUUGCAAUAAAUGUGUAUACAAAA